This is a messenger RNA of Exserohilum turcica Et28A, 1912 nucleotides long. RefSeq lists its product as uncharacterized. The transcript is spliced from 5 exons. NCBI's taxonomy places the organism in Eukaryota, Fungi, Ascomycota, Dothideomycetes, Pleosporales, Pleosporaceae. Bases 1 to 1608 code for a protein of 535 amino acids. Gene Ontology annotation, cellular component: membrane. Gene Ontology annotation, molecular function: carbohydrate:proton symporter activity. Gene Ontology annotation, biological process: carbohydrate transport; transmembrane transport. The record is from RefSeq and is a predicted model, not a curated record.
AUGGCCAGGCUCAACAUGGCCGAGGUCUGGGCAGACAUCAAGACAUACCGCCGCGCGUACCUACUCACGGCUGUGGCAUCCUUUGGCGGCAUGUUGUUUGGAUGGGAUACAGGCUUGAUUGGUGGUGUCCUGACCAUGGACGCAUUCCAACACUCGUUCAAUCUCGACAAGGGUAGUUCCGACUUUGCCAAUCUCCAAGGUAACAUCGUGUCUGUGUUGCAGGCAGGCUGUUUUUUCGGGGCCCUGGCAAGUUUCUACGUUUCCGACACGUUUGGCCGCAAGCGGGCGCUUAUCAUGGCCGACGUGAUAUUCAUCAUCGGCUCCUUGGUGCAGACGCUGUGCGGGCUGGGCACGUCGAGUCUGACACAGCUGUACGUGGGACGUGUGAUUGGUGGGUUCGGGGUUGGCUUGAUUUCUGCUGUUGUGCCUACAUAUAUUGGAGAGAACGCGCCCAGGGCGAUUCGAGGCCGCUGCAUUGGCUGCAUGCAACUCUUCAACGUCACGGGGAUUUGCUUGUCGUUCUUUGUCAAUUAUGGCAUCGCGCUUCAUAUCACCAGCCCCACGGACUCGACAAAAUGGCGCGUACCUUUUGCCCUGCAGAUGCUUCCUGGAGCGUUUCUGUUAGCAGGCAUUGUUUUCAUGAACGAGUCGCCGCGUUGGCUCGUGGAGAAGAACCGCGUCCAUGACGCCGCCAAAGCACUGGCCACGGUCCGGGGCAAGAGCGUCGACGACGCAGACGUCGUGGAGGAACUCGACGAGAUUAUUGCAGACUUCAACGGCCAUGAGAAGAUGCCUCUGAUGGCGCAGCUCAAGGCUUCGUGCGCAAGCAGGAAGAUGUUUUACCGAUCUUCUUUUGUCGUCAUUCUCAUGUUCUGGCAGCAGUGGACGGGCACAAACUCGAUCAACUAUUACGCCCCGCAGAUUUUCCGGGAGAUCGGCCUGGUUGGCAGUUCGUCGGGCCUAUUUGCGACUGGAGUCUAUGGCAUCGUCAAGAUUGUCGUGACAGCAAUUGGGCUCAUGGCCUUCACGGAGCAGCUCGGGCGAAAGUGGUCUCUGAUCAUUGGGUCGCUCGGACAGGCAUUUGCCAUGUUCUACAUCGGCAUCAACCAAGCGGUGCACCCGCCGUCGGGCGACCUCGACGGCAACGCAAUCUUUGCCAUUGUUUGCGUGUACCUGUUUGUCGUCUUCUACUCGUUUGGCUGGGGACCCAUUCCGUUUGUGCUGGCGUCCGAGUGCAGCCCCAACCAGGUGCGGUCGCUGCUCAUGGCGGCGUCGCUCAUGACACAGUGGCUGUUCAACUUUGUGAUUGCAAAGAUUACGCCGCUGAUGCUGAGCCACAUCACGUAUGGGACAUUUCUUUUGUUUGGGUCUCUGUGCAUUGUCAUGGGGCUGUGGACGGUCUUGUGCGUCCCCGAGACCAAGGGCGUGCGGCUCGAGUCGAUUGGCGAGCUGUUCGAGGGCAACAUCAUCCGGGGAUGUAUCCAGGACACGGUGCCGAGCAGGGCACGGGCGAAGCAGCUGCGACACCACCAUGCGACGGACGAUGGCGACUCGAUCAAGAGCGGUGCAGGCAAACGGGGGCGCGUGGAGCAGAUCGAAAACGCAUAGGGCAGCAACGGCGGCGGCGGCGAUGGCCAUGGCCAAAAAGCAGCUGCAAGCGGCCACGGUGCUUACGUCGCGGCGCAUGAAGCAGGCUAGUGUGGUACGAUAUUUCCGUAGGAGCGAAAUGCCCAAGUCAAGGCCGUGCGCACAUGACGAUGCUUGACCUUCAUUCAUGAUGAGACUUGUCGAUGGCAAAGCGGUCGGCGGGGGCGCAUGGCGGAUCUGUACAACGUGUCCGUACAGUGAAGAUCGUGGACCGAACGGGCGUUGAGUCGGGCCGCGUGGGCGGAGGGCGAGCAGGGCCGUCACG